CACAUUCUCUAUCUCUCUAACUUAGAAACACAAAAUGCAAUACAGAACCGAAACUCGUAGCUCGUUCUCGUCCUACAACAAGGUGAACAACAUGGGAGUGUUUCCUUCGGAUACUUUGGCCAGGGUAGAGUCUAUGGCGGGAGAAAAUGCGGUGGUUAUAUUCAGCGUGAGCACUUGCUGCAUGUGCCACGCCGUCAAGGGUCUCUUCCGCGGAAUGGGAGUCAGCCCCGCCGUCCACGAGCUGGACCUCCACCCUUACGGCGUCGAUAUCCACCGAGCUCUCCUUCGUCUCCUCGGCUGUUCCAGCGGCGCUUCCACUUCUCCGGGGGGACUUCCAGUGGUAUUCAUCGGUGGGAAGAUGGUGGGGUCAAUGGAGAGAGUGAUGGCUUCUCAUAUCAACGGCUCCCUCGUCCCUCUUCUCAAAGAUGCUGGUGCUCUUUGGCUCUAAUCCCAAAGUCCACCUUCUACGUUUUUUUUUCUCUUUUCUC
Brassica oleracea var. oleracea is the source of this 488-nucleotide messenger RNA. Its product is annotated as glutaredoxin-C8-like. Bases 35 to 448 code for a protein of 137 amino acids. Gene Ontology annotation, cellular component: nucleus; cytoplasm. The record is from RefSeq and is a predicted model, not a curated record. NCBI's taxonomy places the organism in Eukaryota, Viridiplantae, Streptophyta, Magnoliopsida, Brassicales, Brassicaceae. The transcript has a single exon. Gene Ontology annotation, biological process: negative regulation of DNA-templated transcription; anther development.